AUGGGCUGUUGUUCGUCAAUACCUUCUCAUGAACAAGAUGUGCCUAAUGUGACUCAUGAGCAACCCAAGUCUAUGCCACAACAUACGAUUGAAAAGAAUACUACUUGGCCUAUCCUUGUUCGACUAUCAAGUAAUGGACAAGAUAUUCCUAUUCAAGUACCUAUUCACCCACCUUAUUUAACAGUGGGUGGGCUUCGAAAAGAACUGUUACCUCAUUUAAAUCCAAAUGCUCGUAUCAAGUUUAUUUAUUUAGGUCGUCUUUUACCUGAUGGACAUAUCAUUGUACCCACUCAGCACCAAGACUCAGAUAUGCCUUUACCUCCUCCUAAACACAAAACCAUUCAGAUUCAAAAAGAAGGUGUUAUUCAAGCCAUGGUUUUAAUGUAA
Molecule: messenger RNA, 387 nt
Organism: Gilbertella persicaria
Lineage: Eukaryota; Fungi; Mucoromycota; Mucoromycetes; Mucorales; Choanephoraceae
Exons: 2
Coding region: 1-387 (128 amino acids)
Source: RefSeq, a predicted model, not a curated record